GGCUGCCCUGAGCUUGCCAUCUCAUAUUACAUGCCAAGAGCAAGUGGCCUGUCACAGGUCCUCACAUGCUUGGGGCUUCAGACGAACUUGCUAUAACCGCAUAAGCUAAAAUCCUCCCAAAAGGACAAGGUACGGCAGUUCAUGUCCUUCACUCAAGCUGGGGAGAAGACCGCCGUAUACUGCCUCACUCAAAAUGACUGGAAACUAGAGGUGGCCACCGACAACUACUUUCAGAACCCAGAUUUGUACCACAAGGAAUCCAUGAAAAGCUCAGUGGACCGAAAAAAGCUGGAGCAGCUUUACAAUCGAUAUAAAGAUCCCCAGGAUGAGAAUAAGAUUGGGAUUGAUGGAAUUCAACAGUUCUGUGAUGACCUCAAUUUGGAUCCAGCAAGCAUCAGUGUGCUGGUUGUGGCAUGGAAAUUCCGUGCAGCAACACAGUGUGAAUUCAGCAAAAAAGAAUUCAUUGAUGGAAUGACCGAACUGGGCUGCGACAGUCCAGAGAAACUUCGAGCUCUUCUGCCCCGAUUAGAACAGGAUCUGAAAGACAGCGGAAAGUUUAAAGAUUUUUACCAGUUCACCUUCAAUUUUGCCAAGAAUCCUGGACAAAAAGGUUUAGAUUUAGAGAUGGCAGUAGCAUAUUGGAACCUGGUUCUGGCUGGACGUUUUAAGUUCCUAGACCUCUGGAACAGAUUUUUAUUGGAGCAUCAUAAACGAUCAAUUCCCAAAGACACGUGGAACUUGCUUCUGGAUUUCGGCAACAUGAUUGCAGAUGACAUGUCAAACUAUGAUGAAGAAGGAGCAUGGCCUGUUCUCAUUGAUGACUUUGUGGAAUAUGCUCGGCCAAUCGUGACAGGAUCAAAACGCAAAACUGUAUAGUAAUGCUACCAUCGGGCGAGAACUCGCACCUUGGUCGCCUCAUUGACUUUGUAGUUUUUUUAAAGACUUGUAAGCAUAAUAAGAGAGAACUAAGAGAAACACUUGAACCCGACAAGCUUUGCAAAAGGAAAACAGGAUGGAAAAUACGUCUCAGACUUCCACACACCACACGGGAAGGACAAGAGCACGAGACACAAGAUUUCUGAUAGAGCCAUCUAAUGCACAUGGCCAGCUAUAUUUGCACUGGCUACUCAUUUCUAGCCUGAAACCCUUGGAGAUUUUGGGUGGAUAUCUUUGAACCUAGUACCUCAUCUCCAUAGCAAUCAGUGUCACUCUAUAGGGCAGAGUUCUCAUUGCCGACCCACUCCUUACAGUCUGAAUUAUGGAAUAGUCUCUCCAGUUUUGUUUUAGAUUAUGGACCCAUCUGUCUGGUUGUGUAUCUCAUGCAAAACUUGAUGCUGAUCAUGUCAGCAUUUUAAGCCAGACGUUCAUGGGCAGCACAGCAUGCGGCUCGCAACACCAGCACUAUUGUUACAGUUGUAAAAUACUGUAUCUACUGCAGCAGUUUGUACAGAGAGAAAUGUAUUAUCAGUAAUGUUUUAUUAUAUGAAGUACGAGACAUAUGAAAGAAAAGCGUGGUCUAAAAAAAGAUGCCUCCAUACCAUGUUCUUGUGUGAUUUUAGUUCAAACGUGUCAUCUGCCCUGUUGCGGAACUUGUAACAACGCGGUUCAGUGUUACACCUUUUUUUGUUUAUCAGAUUUAUGUUAAAAAAUAAAUUAUUGCCCUUUACUUUCUUCUCAAUCUACAACAACCCUGUUAUUCUUUAACAGGCCUUUGAUAACAAGAGGCUUUGCUAGCCUUCACUUUGAAACAUUCUCCCAUCAGUAUCACAAAUUCAACACACUUAUGAAUCAAAAUAUAAUCUUUCCAGAAUAUGAAUAUCUCACUUCAUAAAUCACAGUGCUUCAAACUGUUUUGCAAUUCAUCCUGCUGCAAAUUUGCAACCCAAGAGCAUGAUGGUAGGGAUAACUGCAUUUGGGUUGCAUUUGGUUUGCACCAAACAUUCAGGACAUUGAGAUUCAUUUUAGUGCAGACCACAAUUUUCUCCUAAGAGCUUUCAGGUUUGUCACAUGGCUUCUAGCAAAAACCAGGCAUGCUACUAUGUUUAUCUUUUUCUGGAGUGGUUUCCUUCUCACCCAAGAGAGUGCCAAAUCUGCAGUGUUGAAAAUAUUGAUGUCAGACAAAAUGCUCUGCAACGCUUUCAUGACUGUAUCUGGCCUCUUGGUCACCCGUAUGACAUCUUCCCUGUUUUUGUGUAUUGCUCAUGCUACUUUCAUCCAUUCUGUUGAACUUCCAUCCACAAUGAACUUAAUGUGUGUAAGGAUAUACAAAGCUUUGCUAAUAAUAUAACUUUUUGUAGCUUUUUUAAUCCUUUAAUUAAUCUCAGAGUUUCACAGGCAGAUAUUUUGUUUUAGUGGAUUGAAGAGUUAAAAUUUAAGGGUAUUUCAAAAUAAUUGAUUAUUUCACUUAAUUUAUGCUAUUUAAAACGGUUUAUGUAGCUAAUGACAUUCUUCUGAGGAACACUACUUUUAAAGCUACUAUUCUGCCUGAAAAUCGAAAUAUUUGUGUUGCACAGAAGAAAGAAAGCCUUGUGGAUCGGGGGCAGCAUGAGGGUGAUUAAAUGAUGACAGAAUUUUUAUUUUGGUCCUUCAAUGGCGGAAAUGGACUUGUGCAAUGCGAUUUCCCUGUGUACCACAAGAGAGCGGCAGUGUGUGUAACCCAAAGAAGCUUUACGUUUGACGUUUUAAGCGCUUGUGUAUUUAUGUAUUGCUGUAUUUUUAUUAUUUGUGUUUAUGUGUAUGUUAUAUUCUCAGUCUGUAAAAACAAUAUUUUCACUGAAAUCUAUAUUUUUGUUGCGUUAUUACUUUCUGUCCAUAUACAAAUAUUUAAAAAUGACGGAACUUCACAAAAUCUGUGUUUCUCGACGGAGUGGGAUCAAUGUAACACACGUUUUAUGCUAACCGCGGGCUUCAAUCUAUACAGAGGAUCAGUCUUACAAACUCAUUUUCUAUCUAUUAAAUUUGACAAGAAUGACAGUUUUUUGUAUUUGACAAACAGUACAAUCACAAUGAAUCUUGACAGGCUUCGUAAAAGAGUGAGACACUACAUUGAUCAGCAACAGUAUCAAAGUGCUCUGUUCUGGGCUGACAAAGUAUCAUCCUUAUCACAUGAGGAUCCUCAAGAUAUUUAUUGGUUAGCGCAGUGCCUUUAUUUGACAGCACAGUAUCACAGAGCCUCUCAUGCGCUCAGAUCUCGCAAACUUGACAAGUUGUAUGGGGCCUGUCAGUAUCUAGCUGCAAGAUGUCACUAUGCCGCCAAAGAAUAUCAACAAGCUCUAGACAUACUGGACAUGGAGGAAGCAGCCAGUAAAAGAUUAUUAGACAAGAAUGUAAAGGAGGAUAAUGGCUCUAGGGAAACCGUAAAGGAAUGGGAAAUGUCUCCUGCCUCAAUCAAUAGCUCCAUCUGUCUCCUGCGGGGGAAGAUCUAUGAUGCCAUGGACAACAGACCCCUAGCCACGUCUAGCUACAAAGAGGCCUUGAAACUGGAUGUCUACUGCUUUGAAGCCUUUGACCUUUUGACGUCCCAUCACAUGUUGACCGCCCAAGAGG
Molecule: messenger RNA, 3546 nt
Organism: Pimephales promelas (fathead minnow)
Lineage: Eukaryota; Metazoa; Chordata; Actinopteri; Cypriniformes; Leuciscidae
Gene: dcun1d2a
Product: DCN1, defective in cullin neddylation 1, domain containing 2a
Biological process (GO): protein neddylation
Cellular component (GO): ubiquitin ligase complex
Molecular function (GO): ubiquitin conjugating enzyme binding; cullin family protein binding; ubiquitin-like protein binding
Source: RefSeq, a predicted model, not a curated record